This is a messenger RNA of Carassius auratus (goldfish), 1389 nucleotides long. RefSeq lists its product as uncharacterized. NCBI's taxonomy places the organism in Eukaryota, Metazoa, Chordata, Actinopteri, Cypriniformes, Cyprinidae. Bases 1 to 1389 code for a protein of 462 amino acids. Gene Ontology annotation, biological process: immune response-regulating signaling pathway. Gene Ontology annotation, molecular function: nucleic acid binding. The record is from RefSeq and is a predicted model, not a curated record. The transcript has 6 exons.
AUGAGUGACCUUCCAUCGGAGCGUAUAACACCAGCCAAUCCAUUUGAGUACACGACAGUGGACUUAUUUGGACCUUACAAAGUGAAGGAUGAGGUGAGAAAGAAGGUGAAGCUCAAAGUGUGGGGAAUUGUCUUCUGUUGCAUGGCGUCCAGAGCUAUGCACACAGACCUUGUCAGUGACCAGUCAGCUGAAGGCUUCUUACCUGCCCUCAAAGAGCUCCACAUGUUUUUGGACCGACUGGAGAAAUCAAAGCUUGAAUAUGAAGUCUCCAAGCAUGGCACAGAAUGGAACUGGAGGAUCCAUCCAGCAGACUCACUUCACAGGAACGGAGCUGCUGAAGCUGCUGUCCGGACUGUGAAGCAGGAUUUGCACAAUCUGGGGGGUAAUGGAGUCUUCACAUGGGUGAUCUUGCAGCAGCCCAGUAUUUCCCUCAGUGAUCCUGAUGGAUUGUUUCAUGUGGGGCCUCAGGGGCCAGUGAUCACCAGGGGUCACAGUUUCAAUAUCAUCUGUAACACGGACUCUCAGUAUCCUGGAGGAUCUUUUCACCUGUUCAGAGGAUCAAACAUCACCAGGACUGAGUCAGCUGUCAGUCACUCUGCCUCCUUCUUCUUUCCUGAAGCAGAUUAUUCACACGAGGGAAACUACAGUUGUGUUUAUGAAGUCAGUGUCUCCUCACGCUCCUUUCAUUCAUCUGACUCUGAACUGCUGCUCAUCACUAUCACAGUGAUCUUGCAGCAGCCCAGUAUUUCCCUCAGUGAUCCUGAUGGAUUGUUUCAUGUGGGGCCUCAGGGGCCAGUGAUCACCAGGGGUCACAGUUUCACUAUCAUCUGUAACACGGACUCUCAGUAUCCUGGAGGAUCUUUUCACCUGUUCAGAGGAUCAAGCAUCACCAGGACUGAGUCAGCUGUCAGUCACUCUGCCUCAUUCUUCUUUCCUGAAGCAGAUUAUUCACACGAGGGAAACUACAGUUGUGUUUAUGAAGUCAGUGUCUCCUCACGCUCCUUUCAUUCAUCUGCCUCUGAACUGUUGCUCAUCACUAUCACAGCCUCUCUGCUUCCUGUCAUUGGUGCUGCAGUGUCAGCUGUGCUGCUCUUAUUGUCUGUCCUUAUAAUCAUCCUCCUGCUGAAGAGAAGACAAAAGAAAAGGAACAAGGAAACACAUUCAAAGUGCGCUUUUAAGAAAGGUCAAGCUACAUCACAUAGAAGCAAAAAUGAAGAGGAUGAUAAGGCUCUUUAUGAAAAUGUUGAACUUGAUGAAAGCAUGGAUCAUGAUGAAUUUGAACAGGACUAUAUUAAUGUGGACUCUGAUCGUUCUGAACAGGACUAUAUUAAUGUGGACUCUGAUCGUUCUGAACAGGAUUAUGUCAAUGUGCACUCAGAUGAUUCUUAA